Fimicolochytrium jonesii is the source of this 723-nucleotide messenger RNA. RefSeq names its product oligosaccharide biosynthesis protein Alg14 like-domain-containing protein. Lineage: Eukaryota; Fungi; Chytridiomycota; Chytridiomycetes; Spizellomycetales; Powellomycetaceae. The coding region runs from base 1 to 723 and encodes 240 amino acids. The record is from RefSeq and is a predicted model, not a curated record. The transcript is spliced from 2 exons. Gene Ontology annotation, biological process: dolichol-linked oligosaccharide biosynthetic process. Gene Ontology annotation, cellular component: UDP-N-acetylglucosamine transferase complex.
AUGACGUUCUCAAUAAUACCAGCCACAACGACGCUCACCCUCCUAACAGCCCUCACCUCCCUCCUCCUCCUCGUCGUCCUCCGGUUCAUCGCCCUCCUCCCCUACUCCACGCGCCCCCAACCCCCACCACGACAAUCAAGCCACCCCCGCAAAGCACCAUGCAAGAUCUGCAUCAUCCUCGGCUCAGGCGGGCACACCUCGGAAAUGCUGCGUAUGCUCGAUACUCUGCCUACGGAGCGAUAUAGCCCGCGGUGUUAUGUCGUUGCGGAGUCUGAUACGGGGAGUGGGGAUAAGGCUGUUGCAUAUGAGAAGGCGAGGGCGGACGAUACCGGCAUCACCAACAACAUUAUUGUACCAGCAUACACCAUCCACAAAAUCCCGCGUGCACGCUCCGUCCACCAAUCCUACCUCACGACACCCCUCUCAUUCCUACGUGCCGCCUACGCGUCCGCCCAGCUCCUGUUCACCCUUCGCCCGGACAUCAUGAUCUCCAAUGGGCCAGGCACCGCGUUACCGAUGCUCUUGCUGGCGUUCCUGACGCGUAUAUUGCCGCUGCCGGAGAGGAUAUGGCGCCCGCCGCGGCUGCUGUAUGUGGAGAGUUGGGCGAGGGUGAAGAGGUUGUCGAUGACGGGGCGGAUUUGUUGGUGGUUUGUGGAUCGGUUUUUGGUGCAGUGGGAGAUGCCCGGGAUGAAGGGGGUGGAGUUUGUGGGGAGGGUUGUAUAG